Molecule: messenger RNA, 3519 nt
Organism: Choloepus didactylus (southern two-toed sloth)
Lineage: Eukaryota; Metazoa; Chordata; Mammalia; Pilosa; Megalonychidae
Gene: BHLHE41
Product: basic helix-loop-helix family member e41
Biological process (GO): regulation of transcription by RNA polymerase II; anterior/posterior pattern specification; circadian regulation of gene expression
Cellular component (GO): nucleus
Molecular function (GO): DNA-binding transcription factor activity, RNA polymerase II-specific; protein dimerization activity; RNA polymerase II cis-regulatory region sequence-specific DNA binding
Source: RefSeq, a predicted model, not a curated record
CCGCGGAUGGUACGUUCCGCACGUGAGCUGGGUGCUGGUCUGGCCGGCGACGCGCGUGCCCUGUGGCCAAACACUGCCCGGAGUGAGAGCAAACUACCGGUGCAGUGGGGCCGGCGCGAGUGUGCGUGUGUGUGCGCGCGUGUGUGCGAGAAAGAGGGAGAGAAAGAUAGAAAGAGUGAGUGAGAGAGCGAGGUGGUGGGGGGCGGACUAACUGCUUCACACUUUUAACACUGCACUGAAGAGAGAGAGCGCGCGAGACUGGAGACGCACAGAUCCCCCAAAGAUCUCCCGAGGCUACCGUCCCACAGAUUAUAGAACAGAGCCCCCAAAAUCGAAACAGAGGAAACGGGCAGCGGUUGAACAUGGACGAAGGAAUUCCUCACUUGCAAGAGAGGCAGUUACUGGAACAUAGAGAUUUUAUAGGACUGGACUAUUCCUCUUUGUAUAUGUGUAAACCCAAAAGGAGCAUGAAGCGAGACGACAGCAAGGAUACCUACAAAUUACCGCACAGAUUAAUAGAAAAGAAAAGAAGAGACCGAAUUAAUGAAUGCAUUGCUCAACUGAAAGAUUUACUGCCUGAACAUCUGAAAUUGACAACUCUGGGGCAUCUGGAGAAAGCGGUAGUCUUGGAAUUAACUUUGAAACACUUAAAAGCUUUAACAGCCUUAACUGAGCAGCAGCAUCAGAAGAUAAUUGCUUUACAGAAUGGGGAACGAUCUCUGAAAUCGCCCAUUCAGUCCGACUUGGAUGCGUUCCACUCGGGAUUUCAAACAUGCGCCAAAGAAGUCUUGCAAUACCUCUCCAGGUUUGAGAGCUGGACGCCCAGGGCGGUGUGUGUCCAGCUGAUCAACCACUUGCACGCUGUGGCCACCCAGUUCUUGCCCACGCCCCAACUAUUGACUCAACAGGUCCCUCUGAGCAAAGGCACCGGCGCGCCCUCGUCCGUCGCCCCCGCCGGGUCCGCAGCCGACCCAUGCCUGGAGCACGCGGGGCAGAAGCUGGAGCCGCUCGCCCAUUGCGUGCCCGUCAUUCAGCGGACUCAGCCCAGCGCAGAGCUCGCGGGCGAGAACGACACGGACACCGACAGUGGCUACGGUGGUGAGGCCGAGGCCCGGCCGGAUCGCGAGAGGGGCAGAGGCACGGGGGCGAGCCGCGUCACCAUCAAGCAGGAGCCCCCCGGGGAGGACUUGCCCGCGCCCAAGAGGAUGAAGCUAGAUUCCCGCGGCGGCGGCCCGGGGGGCGGCGCGGCGGCGGCGGCGGCGGCAGCCGCGCUCCUGGGGCCAGACCCUGCCGCCGCAGCCGCGCUGCUGAGACCCGACGCCGCCCUGCUCAGCUCGCUGGUGGCGUUCGGCGGAGGCGGGGGUGCGCCCUUCGCGCAGCCGGCUGCCCCCUUCUGCUUGCCUUUUUACUUCCUCUCGCCAUCGGCGGCCGCCGCCUACGUGCAGCCCUUCCUGGACAAGAGUGGCCUGGAGAAGUACCUGUACCCGGCAGCGGCCGCCGCCCCGUUCCCGCUGCUGUACCCCGGCAUCCACGCCCCGGCGGCCGCGGCAGCCGCAGCCGCCGCCGCCGCCGCUGCAGCAGCCUUCCCCUGCCUAUCCUCAGUGUUGUCGCCCCCGCCCGAGAAGGCGGGCGCCACCGCCGCGACCCUCCUGCCGCACGAGGUAGCGCCCCCUGGGGCGCUGCACCCCCAGCACCCGCACGGCCGCACCCACCUACCCUUCGCGGCACCCCGCGAGUCCGGGAACCCCGAGAGCCCUGCUCAGGAAGAUCCCUCGCAGCCGGGAAAGGAAACUCCCUGAAUCCUUGCAUCCCUUUCAUAUAAAGGAUGGAGGUUCAAGCAGAAUCAUCUUCAUCAUAACUUAAAACGCGCUUAACGUUUCAAAGGGAGGAAGUGUAAUAGAUGCACGACAGGCUUUUUUUUAAAAAAAAAAAAAAAAGACAAAACAAAAAAACAGGUGUUUGUGUACAUUUGGAGUUCCUCUUUUGCUCAUCACUGCUCCACCCUCCUCACACUAACAGUUCCCUCUUCCCCCUAGCUGCUGAAAAGAUCGUCUCCAACACAUAUUGAUUCUAUUUUUCUUUAAACACUCCCCCCCCCCAAUAAGUUUUGCCUCCCUUUAGGCCAUGUUCCAUAUCAUCUUUAAAACAUAAUUCUUGAUAAAGUCAGAAGGGUCUUCUCUAUGGGUGAGCUAAAUGAACCAGGGGAGGGACAAAGGUGUUUAGAGGAGAUGACAACCAACAGCAGGCAAUUAUUAUUUACCUGUAUCUCAAAGCUGCCCUGCCUGUUUUAGGAGGCUUUCCACAAAUACAAGCAGGAACUUUUAGAAUUAAAUUUACUCUUCAGUAUUUUAUAACGUUCAGCUUUUUUAAAAAAGCAUUUAUUUUUCAAAAAGAAGUGAGGAUGCAGUUGCUUAGGUUGCAACCUAUUCUGAAGUGAUUGAAAUGGUAUUCCUUAGUAAGUUGCACUUGCCUAAAGAAACUCGAAGUUGGGCCAUCCUCAGAACUAAAUCAGGGAAGGAGGUGGAUGAAGGCCAGAAUCAUUCUUGGUACACUUGCUAGCACUUUAUUGAGAAAUGGACCAUAAUUCAAUUGACUCAUCUUAAUUUCUUCUUAGUCACUAUAUAUAUCGAGGGCAUCUAUUCCCACUGUCAUUGUUUAAUUCAUGUGUUCCUAAAUUUUUGUAAUCUUGCUGUAAAAAAAAAAAUGAAUGUGCACUGAACUUAAAAUAACAAAACAAGUACAAAUGGGUUUAUCCUGUAUUCCCUUAAAUCUCAAAGGUGGAGGAAAGAGUUAAACUGGUCGGUUUUGAUUGGAAAUGCUGUAAAGAUGUGGAAUAAAGCCCUCUGAGGCCUUCCUGUCUCCAAGUCUAUGUAUUUUCUGGAGACCAAACCAGAUACCAGAUAAUCACAAAGAAAGCUUUUUUUAAUAAGGCUUAAACUGAGACCUUGCUAGAUAUUUUUAGUUUGUUGCCAAGGUAGCACUGUGAGAAAUCUCACUUGAAUGUUAUGUAAGGGGUGAGACACAACAGUCUGACUAUGAGUGAAGAAAAUAUCUGGGUCUUUUAGUCAGUUUGGUGCAUUUGCUGCUGCUGUUGCUACUGUUUGCCUCAAACGCUGUGUUUAAACAACGUUAAACUCUUAGCCUACAAGGUGGCUCUUAUGUACAUAGUUGUUAAUACACCAAUUAAUGAUGUCUGACAUGCUAUUUUUGUAGGGAGAAAAUAUGUGCUAAUGAUAUUUUGAGUUAAAAUACCUUUUGGGGAGGAUUUGCUGAAAAGUUGCACUUUUGUUACAAUGCUUACGCUUGGUACAAGCUUAUGCUGUCUUAAAUUAUUAAAAAAAAUAAAUACUGUCUGCAAGAAACCAGCUGGUUUAGAAAAGUUUAGUAUGUGAUGAUAAACUAGAAAUUAUCUUUAUAUUCUAGUAUUUUCAACACUCCAUAAAUUCUAUUACCUAAAUAUUUCCAUACUAUUUUGUGAUUUAAAUAUUCUUACUAAGGAAUAAAAACUUUAAUAUAUGA